Molecule: messenger RNA, 501 nt
Organism: Sporothrix brasiliensis 5110
Lineage: Eukaryota; Fungi; Ascomycota; Sordariomycetes; Ophiostomatales; Ophiostomataceae
Product: Cu/Zn superoxide dismutase
Exons: 3
Coding region: 1-501 (166 amino acids)
Biological process (GO): removal of superoxide radicals
Molecular function (GO): copper ion binding; superoxide dismutase activity
Source: RefSeq, a predicted model, not a curated record
AUGCAGGUGGCCGCCCAUCCGGGUAGUCGGGAGAUGGAUUGCAUUGAGCUUGCUGUCCUCCGUGGCGAUGCCAAGGUGUCGGGUACCGUCACCUUUGAGCAGGACUCCGAGUCCGCGCCCACCCGUAUCACCUACGACCUGACCGGCAACGACGCCAACGCCGAGCGCGGCUUCCACAUCCACACCUUUGGUGACAACACCAACGGCUGCACGUCGGCCGGUCCUCACUUCAACCCGCACGGCAAGACCCACGGUGCCCCGACCGACGAGGCCCGCCACGUCGGCGACCUCGGCAACGUCAAGACCGACGGCCAGGGCAACGCCAAGGGUACCCUUGAAGAUUCCCUCGUCAAGCUGAUUGGCCCCGAGAGCGUCAUCGGCCGCACUGUCGUUGUCCACGCCGGCACCGACGACCUCGGCAAGGGUGGCAACGAGGAGUCCCUCAAGACUGGCAACGCCGGUCCCCGCCCCGCUUGCGGCGUCAUUGGCAUCUCCAACUAA